GCCUUUUGCCGUUAUGGCUUGUAGCUUGGAUCCUUCAUCAACUAAGCCAAAUAUUUGCAUCCCAAUAUCUGAUUCUUGGAUUUGAUUUUCUAGCUGCCAUAGAUGAUUAGUUACUCCAAGUUAUAAUUUUCUUCUUUAUAGACGUAUCCUUUAUGCUUUUCUUUUCCAUCUUUAGGGUGUUGUGGUACCUCUAAGAUUUCUCUAGAAGAUCCCUUGGUAGAAUGAGCAAGUCAAUUGGUUUCAUGGCACAAGAUGCUUAUGCUUAUGCCUUUGCCUCUGUGAAGAAGAUUAUUGAACUCCACAACAAGGGUGAAGAUUGUCGAGCUCCACAGCUAGGGUUUCAAAGGCAAGGCUGAAAGUUAAUAUCAGGGUCUUCAUAUAUUUCUGAAGCCAAAAUAGUGUAGGGUUGAUAACUCUCUACUCCCGAAAAUCCCAAAUCAGAAGAAAAUGACCGACCACAUUCCCCAAGAUGUGCUAGUCAACAUCUUCACCAGACUAACCAUAAAAACCCUCUUGCAAUGCACCUCUGUCUGCAAAUCAUGGCACUCCAUCAUCGUAAACCCUAGUUUCAUUGAUUCCCACCUCAAUCGACCACCUACUCAAACCUAUAACAAUGCCCACCACCUUUUGCUUGUGCGGACCUGCUCCUCUGAUGAUGAUGGCGGGAAAGAGCUCUAACUGUGAUGACGAAUCAUUCGAUGAGUAUGCCAAGCUACACUUUCCAUUCAGUAAGGCUUUUAAUAUGUUCUUUCGGAUAGUUGGAAGCUGCAACGGGGUUCUAUGCCUCACGGAUGAUCAGAUGUCAUAUGUGCACAACACAAUUCUGUGGAACCCCUCGAUUCAGAAGUGAGUGAGAUUGCCGAAGCCUAGGGUUACCUUCACUUCGCACGGAGCAUUUGAUCAUGCAAUUGGCUUCGGCUUUGAUGCUAAGGCCAAUGACUAUAAGGUGGUCAGGAUUGUUUAUCUUCUUGAUUUUGAAUCAGAGGUCCCGCAAGAGAUUGAUUUGUACUCACCGAGCACGGGCACUUGGCGAAACAUUAGCCAUUUGGGUCUUCCUUAUUUGAUUAGUGGAAGGGCAACACAGGCUUAUUUGAAUGGGGCUGCUCAUUGGAUUGGAGCCGAUAGGGAAAGGCAAUGCAUGAUGUUUGUGUCGUUCCAUAUGGCUGAUGAGUCGUUUCACAGUAUGUCACUUCCAGCUGGUAUACCAUAUUGGCAUUGGUACCUUAGGCCUGCUGUUAUUCAAGGAUCACUUUCUUUUGUAGAGAAAAAGGGGUAUGGUCAAGAAAAAAGUUGGUGCAUAUGGGUGAUGAAAGACUAUGGCGUGGCAAGCUCUUGGACUAAACUUCUUGAUGUAGGUAUUGGUGAAGUUGUCCACAGGCUAAUUGGUUUUCGAAGGGAAGGUGAACUCCUAAUCGAAGCUCGAGGAGAUCUUAUUUCUUUUAGACCUAGAGAUGUACAAGUAAAGGGGCUUGGAAUUCACAACAAUACAGGGGAUUGGUAUAAGGAAUCACUUCAUACAGAGGCAUAUGUGGAAAGCCUUGUUUUACUUGGAAGGCCGGAGCAAACAAUGGAGGAUGAAGUUGCCUGUGAAGAAAAAAAGGAGGUUGAAGUUCGGUGUGGAGAAGAAGAAAUAGAAAGCAAAGAAGAUGCAAAAACCAGGCAUUAUACAUUUCCCACUUAACCUGAAUUUUGUGCAUCUUCUAUUCUUGUCGUUACUCAAUGUUAAUGCUUCGUAUUCGCACGAGGCUGUUAUUGAAUCUUGUGACACUAUCUAUGUUCGAAGCCUUUGAUGUCAAUGCAUUUUUCCCCAGAAUUUGAUAUGUGUUGCGUGUUCAACUUGUUUAGUUGGUAAGUUCUAAACUUAAGUGAUUUUUUAUUUUUCUAACAUCAAGAACUGCUGUUUGUUAGGGUUGUGGCGGGACAGCAGGAUCAAUGUGAGGAAGCAAAGAAAAGUUGAGAAGGGUAACUUACGAGCAAAGAAGCUAUGCAGUGAACCUUUUCAUCCUCGAUUUUAUAUCUAUAGAAGUGAAAGAGGAAAAAACUAGAGAAAGACAAGAAGAACAUAUUUAUGCUCUAAUCUGGCUACUAGUUUACUUAAAGUUUCUUAGAAAGACUUUCUGUAACCUGCUGACUGGUACAAUCACCGUUAUUGUAUAGUAGGUAUGUGUUUGUCACUUUUUCUUCAGGGGAUUAUGUAUCUAACUUCCAUGAUUAUUUGGACUUUUAAUGGCAUUUGGUUCUCAUAUUUUAUCAAUGAUAUCUUUU
Rhododendron vialii is the source of this 2265-nucleotide messenger RNA. RefSeq lists its product as uncharacterized. Bases 1139 to 1681 code for a protein of 180 amino acids. The record is from RefSeq and is a predicted model, not a curated record. NCBI's taxonomy places the organism in Eukaryota, Viridiplantae, Streptophyta, Magnoliopsida, Ericales, Ericaceae. The transcript has 2 exons.